AUGAAAGAUCUUGGAAUUCCUGAAGAAAAAACAAAGCCAGACUUAAAGAGGCUUUUACAACUUUGUGAUAAGAACUGGGAGCUUAUUGAAGAAAAAAACUAUAGAGCUCUUGCUGAUGCUAUUUUUGAUACCCAAGAGUCAGAGGAAGUAGAACACAAGAAAAAACUUGAUGUAUUGCACUCAUUGGAUCAAGAUGCCAGAAACGGAUUGACACCAAUAAAAUUAAGAGCAAAAUCAGCUAAAUUUGCUAAAGCAACAGUCAAGGCACAAAUGGCAUCAUUCAAGAGAUUUGGAGUAUGGGCAGAUUGGGAUCAUCCUUAUCUCACUCUUGAUCCAGAAUAUGAAGCUGCUCAGAUUGAAGUGUUUGGGCAAAUGGUUUUCAAAAGGUACAUAUACAGACGGAGAAAGCCAGUGCACUGGAGUCCUUCAUCACGCACUGCUCUUGCAGAGGCUGAAUUAGAGUAUCCUGAAGUCCAUGUUUCAAAGAGCAUGUAUGCAAUUUUCAAAUUACUAACUACUCCAACUAAAGAUGGAUUACUUGAUGAAUUUCCCAAAUUGUCCCUUGCAAUUUGGACCACAACUCCUUGGACUAUUCCUGCAAAUGCUGCUGUUGCAGUGAAUUCCAAGCUCCAGUAUGCCAUUGUUGAAGUGCAAUCACCUUCACCUGAUGUUACUUCAUCUUCUGAAGAUGGAAAGAAGAGAAUUGGUAGUGUUUUGAAAGGCUCUAAGAUACCAUUUUUCAUUGUUGCACUUGACCUUUUGUCAACACUGGAAUCCAAAUGGAAUGUGAAACUUGUUGUUAAGAAAACAGUUUUCGGUUCAGAUCUUGAAAAUUGCAGAUAUGCACAUCCAAUAAAUGGGGAAGAAUGUCCAGUUGUGAUUGGAGGAGAUUACAUCACAACAGAAUCAGGAACAGGACUUGUCCAUACUGCCCCUGGACAUGGACAAGAUGAUUAUAUAACAGGAUUAAAAUACAAUUUGCCAAUAAUAUCCCCAGUAGACGAUGAAGGAAAAUUCACUGAAGAAGCUGGAAUCUUUAAAGGGCUUGAUGUGUUAGGAGAUGGGAAUGUUGCUGUAAUUGAUCACUUGGAUCAACUUUCAUCAAUUAUCAUGGUGGAACCUUACAAGCAUAAGUAUCCUUAUGAUUGGAGGACAAAAAAGCCUACGAUUUUUAGGGCAACUGCACAAUGGUUUGCAUCUGUUGAAGGAUUCAGAGAGGCUGCUAUGGAUGCCAUUAGUCAAGUAGUAUGGACUCCAUCUCAGGUACUAAAAAAGGUUCGGUUUGGGCUGUUACAGGGGGUAGUGAUGGGAUUGCAAAUACCAACUCGGUUUGAGUUCUAUUUUGCAUCCAUCUCUGAUUUGAGUUCACCUCUUCAACGACUGAAGAAUCCAUCUCUUCAUUUUAAUCCAUCGCAGCUCCCUGUGACACACUUACCAACUCGGUUCACCUCUUUGCUUGGUUUAGAUUUUGUUGAUGUCAUAGCUAAACUAAUUAUGUUCUCUUUCUCCUUCUCCAUUUACAGAAUCAAUAAUGGGUUUGGGGAAAACCCUGUGAAACAGCCAUUUGAAUGUGAUGAUUAG
This is a messenger RNA of Lactuca sativa (garden lettuce), 1581 nucleotides long. Its product is annotated as isoleucine--tRNA ligase, chloroplastic/mitochondrial. The record is from RefSeq and is a predicted model, not a curated record. Gene Ontology annotation, biological process: mitochondrial translation; isoleucyl-tRNA aminoacylation. Gene Ontology annotation, cellular component: mitochondrion. Gene Ontology annotation, molecular function: ATP binding; aminoacyl-tRNA deacylase activity; isoleucine-tRNA ligase activity. Lineage: Eukaryota; Viridiplantae; Streptophyta; Magnoliopsida; Asterales; Asteraceae.